This is a messenger RNA of Panicum hallii, 887 nucleotides long. RefSeq names its product pathogenesis-related protein PR-1-like. Gene Ontology annotation, cellular component: extracellular region. The transcript has a single exon. The record is from RefSeq and is a predicted model, not a curated record. NCBI's taxonomy places the organism in Eukaryota, Viridiplantae, Streptophyta, Magnoliopsida, Poales, Poaceae. Bases 30 to 569 code for a protein of 179 amino acids.
CAAUCCACAGCUCAGCAGCGUCACCUCCCAUGGCAAUGGCUUCUUGCUCCUCCUCCAGUUGCCGCAGAGGGCAGCUCGCCGCCGGGGUCGUCGUCGGCAUUGCGCUCCUCGUCCUCCUCGCCGGCACUGCCGACGCGUACCCGGGCGGCGGCGGGGACCUGAGGUACCAGUUCCUGUCGCAGCAGAACGCGGCGCGGGCGUCGAUGGGCCUGGCGCCGCUGGUGUGGGACGAGCGCGUGGCGGCGUACGCGCGGUGGUACGCGCAGUCCCGGCGCGGUGACUGCGCGCUGGUGCACUCGUCGGGGCCCUACGGCGAGAACCUCUUCUGGGGCAGCGGCACCGGGUGGGCGCCGGCGCAGGCCGUGGGCGCCUGGCUCUCGGAGCGCCCCCGCUACGACUACUGGAGCAACAGCUGCUACGGCGGCAUGUGCGGCCACUACACGCAGAUCAUGUGGCGCAACACCCGCCGGGUGGGGUGCGCCAUGGUCACCUGCUACAACGGCCGGGGCACCUUCAUCACCUGCAACUACGACCCGCCGGGCAACUACGUCGGCGUGCGCCCGUACUGAGCUGCAGCCACUGGCCGGCCGUCCGGCCGGCCGCCGGUGAUCACCUACUACCUCUCCCCAUGCUACUAUCGCCUUAAUCCAACAAGGCUCCGAGCUAGCUGGUUGGCUACAUUGCUGGCCGGCAUGUCGCAGCAGCCUGUCUCUUGCUGGCCCACCAUUAAUUUGUUGUCACUACAUUGAUCGAGAUGCUACAAGUGUACAAAAACGCAUCAUUAUUGUUACGGUGCUACUACUACUAUUUACCUUCUUCUUUUCCCCUGCCAAUAUACUAUCUAAAUAUAGUUUGAGAUAUUUUUUAUGAAAAUAGUUUUGAGGUUA